This is a messenger RNA of Penicillium pulvis, 927 nucleotides long. RefSeq names its product RTA1 domain-containing protein. The record is from RefSeq and is a predicted model, not a curated record. NCBI's taxonomy places the organism in Eukaryota, Fungi, Ascomycota, Eurotiomycetes, Eurotiales, Aspergillaceae. The transcript has 2 exons. The coding region runs from base 1 to 927 and encodes 308 amino acids. Gene Ontology annotation, cellular component: membrane.
AUGACCUACAACCUUUACAACUAUGACCCAUCACCUAGCGCAGCUGUCGCUUUUGCGGUUCUCUUUGGACUUUCAGCAGCAUUUCACAUUUGGCAGGUCAUUCGAAACCGAAGCUGGUUUUUUGUCCCUUUCGUCAUUGGUGGAAUUUUCGAGGCAGUUGGCUAUGCAGCGAGAUACUAUAGCGCAAAACAAACCCCCGACUGGACAACCAUGCCCUACGUGAUCCAGGAGCUUUUGCUUCUACUGGCCCCUUCUUUCUUCGCCGCGUCAAUUUAUAUGAUCCUUGGACGAGUUAUCCGCCUUCUGAACGGCGAGUCAAACUCCCUUAUACGGCCAUCAUGGCUCACAAAGAUAUUCGUGACGGGCGACGUCUUGUCAUUUCUUAUGCAAAGUAGCGGUAUGGCCCUUAUCACCCAACCCCCCUUCCCUAAAAAGCAUCUGAGAAAUGGCCUAACCUGUGAUAUCUGUAAUUUAGGAGGCGGCAUGCUCGCAACAGCCAAAACGACAUCCAGUGUGAGCCUAGGCGAAAACAUUAUUAUCGCAGGCCUUUUUGUCCAGGUCAUUUCCUUUGGAUUUUUCAUCGUUGUCUCAAUCAUCUUUCAUCGCCGUAUGGUCGCGACUCCGAUGCACCUACUGGUCAAGACGCGCAUUCCUUGGACACGCUAUAUGAGGGUCCUCUAUGCUGCCAGUGCGCUGAUCUUGGUUCGAUCGAUCUACCGUGUGGCUGAGUAUAUCCAAGGGAAUACUGGGUACCUGCAGAGUAAAGAGGCUUUCGUGUAUAUCUUUGAUGCGACUUUGAUGGUGAUUUGUUCUCUUUUGUUCAACUUCUUUCAUCCAAGCGAUAUACUCUCGAAGUCGCACGAAAUUGACGAGAGGGAGGAUUUGGAAAUGAUGAAUCAAGGCGGGUACAGGAGUUACAGUGCAUGA